Neltuma alba is the source of this 759-nucleotide messenger RNA. RefSeq lists its product as uncharacterized. The record is from RefSeq and is a predicted model, not a curated record. The transcript is spliced from 2 exons. Bases 1 to 759 code for a protein of 252 amino acids. NCBI's taxonomy places the organism in Eukaryota, Viridiplantae, Streptophyta, Magnoliopsida, Fabales, Fabaceae.
AUGGAGUCUGCCUUGUCAUCAUGGCGACACAUGAGGGAGGAGAGGGAUGAUUCUGAACUAGAUAUGGGUAAACUAUACAUGCACGCGUUCCAAGGGAAGUGGGAAAAGGUGGUGAAAUUAUACGAAACAAGACCAGAGGUGUGGAAUGCAGAGAUCACGAGCUCAGAAGACACGGCACUGCACAUGGCCAUCAACGAAGACAAGGAAGAUGUUGUGGUUAGGCUGGUGGAGAUCCUCGCCGAAGCUCACGGCGGCGACCGGUGGUAUGAGAGAGAUGCUGAGGAGGCUCUGAGGAAGGCGAAUGAGGUAGCGGACACCCCUCUGCAUCGCGCAGCUGCGAGAUGGUCCGUGACAAGGUGCAAGUGCGUCGUAGAGGCAGGUAAUAAGAUGGACGCGGAUUUGCUCAGAAUCACUAACGAAUGGGGCGAGACCCCUAUCUUCGUCGCCGCUCUCGACAACCGCAAGCAUGCCUUCAUCUUCCUCUUCCGGAAAGCUCAGCUACCAAAGGAUGAGCUGCUCAGAUCUCCCCUCAACGGAGAAACUGUACUUUACUCCGCCACUCGGAGAGAGCAUUAUGACUUGGCAUUUCACAUAAUGCGACUGUGCCCAUAUCUCGUGGCCAGAUACAACGAAGAGAGAAUAACUCCUCUUCACAUCCUAGCCAGCAAAUCUUCCGCUUUUAGAAGCGGCAACGAUCUCCCGUGGUGGCGGGCAAUCAUAGACUACGGUAAGUAUGCACACACACCCACGUGUGUGUAG